Messenger RNA from Didymodactylos carnosus, 524 nucleotides. Lineage: Eukaryota; Metazoa; Rotifera; Eurotatoria; Philodinida; Philodinidae. The record is from the annotation of a GenBank genome assembly.
ACAGUAGUAAAUCUGUCUUUUCGUAUGAAUUGUAGCAUGAUAAACCAUACAGUCGAAAACAUGGCGAUUGCUAUGAUUCUUCGGAUGUAAAACCAUACAGUCGAAAACAUGCCGAUGUGUACGGAGAACAUCCUGAUACACAUGAAUCGUCAGAUGAGAAGCAUUCCGGCACAGAUGAAGAAUCGUCGGAUGGAGAACAUCCCGAUACACGUGAAGAAUCGUCCGAUGGGAAACAUUAUCCUGAUACAACUGAAGAUUCGUCGGAUCGAACACAUCCCAAUAGAGAUGGAGAAUCGUCGGUUGUAAAAUACGUUCCUGUUACAGAUGAGAAACCGUCCAAUGGAACGCAGUAUCUGAUUAAAGAUGAAGAACCAUUGAUUCAAAAAUAUAAUAAGACAGCAGUCGGACCACCAAAACAAUCAGGCAGCACAAUUAAUAAGUCCACUUCUCUGCUCAUUAUCCAAACUUCAAUCACAAUAUUCUUGUUGGUGGUGUGUUAUCCAUUGGGGUUCGAUAGCCUCUGA